Messenger RNA from Carassius gibelio (silver crucian carp), 6066 nucleotides. Its product is annotated as centrosomal protein of 85 kDa. The record is from RefSeq and is a predicted model, not a curated record. Gene Ontology annotation, cellular component: centrosome. The transcript is spliced from 18 exons. The coding region runs from base 2357 to 4702 and encodes 781 amino acids. NCBI's taxonomy places the organism in Eukaryota, Metazoa, Chordata, Actinopteri, Cypriniformes, Cyprinidae.
ACGCGAUCAGAACACAGAGGAAGAAGAGAAUAACGGUUGAAAAUAAAAGAGUCCCGACUUUCAGUGAAGUUCGCGGCGGGUAUUUUCUUUUACUGUCUAUGGGUAUUAGAAGCUCGAGGGCGCUUAUAGUUCGAUUGUUUGUGUCCGUGUUAUUGACGUUAGCAACCAGUCAUUGUUUCUCCGGUAAUGAAGCGCACGGUUGCUUCUGUAGGUUCUUUAAUAAAGACCCAUUCAGCCUUUGAGUUCAGCAGAGACUGUUGUAUCAGAAGGACUGCGCGUUUGUUUGAGGCACUUUUCACUUCAACUGUGUCUGACAGGAGAAUUUAGCUUUCUGAGCCGUUGAGUUACCAUGGCAACCGCGUACACAUCAGCUGUUGGAGAGGAGAGGAGAGGUCUCGUCUGACAUUUUCUCUGUUUCUCGUCAGUUAUACCAAAGAAAAGGUAAACAACUGCGACAGAUUUUGAUUUCAGGAGUGUCUUAAAAACCCUCUAAAACAGAGGGGAAGUUCCAAGAAAGUGUCUAAUGGGAGCUGCUGACAGAGAUAGAAAACACAGUUUGUUUAUUUCUAAUAAGGAGCUGGAGGCCGUGAAGAAACAGAUCCAUGAUAUCGUGGAGAAGCAGGCCCAGAUGAGCAAGUGGAGAGCUAUGCUGGAAAUAUUCAGGGGUUGAUGCUCAUAAGUCCAGGGUAAGUAUACAGCUAACCCUCCUACCACCUCUACUCUGUGUGGUUCCCGGUGUAUCCAGGAUGAGAUCUUCCCAGAUGUCCUUCACCCUAUUUCACAGUGUAAGACAUGAACCAGGCCCUGGGCGACGACCUCUCUCCAUCCGCCGCCUCCGGUCUUCAGGAUCUCCACCAGAACCCGAUUCGCUCCACUUCGUGAGACAGAACACAACGCUGUGAUCAUCGGAGACUCCAUCGUCCGGCACGUUCGUGCCAUGUUAGCUGAAGGUAAAGUCCACACUCACUGUUUCCCUGGUGCUCAUGUUCUUGAUAUUUCUGCACAGAUUCCCGUGAUCCUGAAGGGUGAGGGGAGCAUCGGAGUGGACAUGUUUCACGCCGGCGUUAACGACACAAUGCUGCGGCAGACAGAGACGCUGAAGAGGGACUUCAGGAGCCUGAUCAAGACAGUGCGCAGCACAUCGCCUGCAUGAUGAUCAUCGUGUCAGGACCACUUCCCACGUAUAGAUGAGGACAUGAAAGGUUCAGCAGACUUUUUGCUUUAAACGAAUGGUUAUUGUCAUGGUGUAAAGAACAGAAACUGCUUUUUGUUAAUAAUUGGAAUCUUUUCUGGGAGCGUCCUAGGCUUUUUAGAUCUCCUGUUGGACAACAUCUCCAGGACACUUCGCUCCAUGUGACUAGUAAGCCAAUUCUCAAAUAACUGCUAUGAUGACUUUUGUUCUACAUGCUCAAAUAGAAGUACUUGUGCUGUCCAAUCAAUAAAGAUUGUGUUUGUUCCAGUGUUAAUUUUGAUAGGCAUUUUUGAUUUAGCAUUAGUCUAAACUCCACCAAACUACUGUUAUAAGCAUGAGCCCUGUCAGACUGGUCGUGGUGGAGGUGUUGCAACAAUAUAUAGUGAUAUUCUCAAUGUUACCCAGAAAACAGGAUACAGGUUUAACUCAUUAGAAAUACUUCAGCUUAAUGUUACACUGUCAGACAUGCAAAAGAAAUCUAAUGUAUCUCUUGCUCUGGCUACUAGGGUUGUGACGAGACACUUAUCCCACAAGACGAGACGAGACACGAGACUGGGUUCAUGAGAGCGAGACGAGAUUUUUUUUUUUUUUUAAGAAAUCCUCAAUGAUAAAAUAAAUAUUUCAUUUUUCUCUACUCCUUUUUCGUAGAACAUGCAUUUUCACAUCAAUUUAUUAAAAGUAAAAAAAAAAAAACAUGUUUAGGGCCCUAUGAAAUGUUUAUUUUUUCCCCAGCAUAUUAUUUUUUAUUAUUAUUGUUAACAAAUUCUGUAUUUUAGCAUGUCUAACUAUUUGAAUGCAUAACACAACUUAAUUUAUUCAUUUAAUUUUUUCUUAAAGGUAGCCUUUUUACUGAUAUAGAUAUCAUACCUCAAAGUGUUGUUACUGACCACUUCCUUGUAUCGUGCAUGCUGCAUAUUACUGAUAUUAACUAUAUUUCCAAAAUGAGCAUUAUGAAUGUAAGAGCCUUACAUUACAUUUAUAACAAUCAUUGUUAAUGUUUGAACUGUAUUUCAGGGCAGUUUGUGAAGACAGAUAAUCAAGAGAAGUCAGUUCCAGAUCCACCCUCCACACCAGACCUCUCUCUCACGAGGAUUGCUGUCUACUAGCAUAUUGUGUUCUUUUCAGACUUCGGGGAAUGCAGAUAUUACUCGGGGACACGAACACAUGAAUAUUGCAAGAAUAGAGAAAGUGACAGCUACAGGAAUGACCACUUCACAGAAAUACCAGAACCCCAAACUCGCAGUAGGACGCUCUGACACAGAAUGGCUGACACCUGCUGUGUCCGAGAAGUUCCAGAGCCGUUUUGGAUGGCGGCCCAACACAGUGGACAGUGGGGACACGGGACUGGGUACCUCUGACUACACUGAAGAUAUCUGCAGCACUAGUAGCAGUCCCUCUUUCCAGCCCAUCCGCAGUCAGAUCCCCAUCCCCACUGCCCAUGUCAUGCCCUCCACAGCCGGAGCUCUGGCCUCCAAGCUCAAGCCACGUGCUUCUGAAGAGGCCCAGGCAUCCUCCAGCUCUUCCAGCUCCAAGUCAUCCCUCCCCAAAUCUGCAUCCUCCCCCAGCCUGGACGCUCAGCACGGAGGAAAUUUAGAUGCAACUGCGGUCAAGCCUGACUGCUUGAGCCGAUACCGCAGCCUAGUUAAUGGCUUCGAUCACUCGCUCUUCCCCUCUGGAGAUCAGACGCGGCUGGAUGAAGCCCAGAAGUUUGAUGUACCUGCCAUGGAGCCAACGCUUAAUCAGUCGGCUCUGCUUGGGGGACUUUGCCAUGAUGUACGGCAGCAGCUGCAGAUGACCGGGCUUGUGGACAAUACAGGCUUGCUAGAACAGACCUAUAAAGUCCUACCAGAGGCUAGGGCAGGCCUCACCUGUGCCGUAGACCCAUAUGGCCAAAGGAACAUUCAUCCAGGGUCCGGUGUCUCUGCCAGGAUGUUUUCGGUACCUCAGGGCCUGCAGACUCAGGCUCUCCCGAGGGACCAGGCCAGCACAGGAGCAUAUGAUCCACUACUGCAGGAACGCUGUUGUGAACUGGCCAGCUGGCAGCAGCAGAAGCAGAAACUCGAGAGUCUGCGGCUACAGGUGGAACAAAUGCAGUUAAUGACCGGAGGAAAUGGACUAUAUUCAUCUCUCCAUCAAGCAACCUCUUACACGGAGAACAGCAAGUGGGAUGCUGUCAUUAAAGCCAAUGAGAACUUGCUAAAAGAGAAAGAACUUACCAUUGAAAGACAGAAGCAGCAAAUGUCGCUGCUGGAACAGCGUCUCAGAGAGAGUGAGCUACAGGUGCACAGUGCCCUCAUGGGACGUGGAGGCCCUUACACUGAUGUGUGUCUGUUAAGACUGCAGGAAGCCCAACGGGAAAAUGCUUUUUUGCGAGCUCAGUUCGCCGAGCGCAGUGACUGCUAUACCAAGGAGAAGCUAGAAGACGACCGCAGACUGGGUGCAGUAGAAGCAGAGACGCAACGUCUGAAUGGGGUCUUAAAAGAAAGCAGUGAAAAACAUGCAGAAGAGCUAAAGAAACAAGAGGAGAGGAUCCGAAGUCGAGACAAGCACAUUAACAGCUUGAAAAAGAAGUGUCAGAAAGAGUCGGAGCAGAACAGAGAAAAACAGCAGCGGAUUGAGACGCUCGAGCGAUAUCUUGCUGAUCUUCCCACCAUGGAAGACUACCAGGCCCAGCACAAAAAGCUGGAGGAAGCAGAAGAGAGGGCAGUCCAGUUGCAAGCCUCCAUCGGAGACCUGGAAGCCCAACUGGAGGAAGCCCGCAGUGCUGUGCGCAACAAAGAAACCCAACUGGAAGAACAGAGACACAAGGAGAGAGAACUGCUUACAACAGUCACCAGUCUCCAGAACAGAGUACAGGAGAGCCUUGAGGACGGAGUGAGGUUGCCUUCUCUUGACAGAGAGAAGCUACAAGAAGAAAACACUACCUUGAAAGAUGAGCAUCUGCGGCUCAAAAAGGUCAUUGAAAAGCAACUCGGGAUAAUGGAGCAGCUUGGCUCACAGAUCAGGAGUCUGGAGGAGCAUCUCUCUCAGGAAGAGUGCAGUAGUCAGGUGCUUCGAGAGGAGGUGGCAGAGAAAGAGGAGAGUCUGCUGCAGUUACGCACUGCUAUGAAAGAGCUCUCAGUGCAGAACCAGGAACUGAUGGAACAUAAUCUGACACUUCAAGAGCGUCUUCAGGGUGAGGAUGUGCCAAGUGGUCCUGGUUUGCUCCCUGUGGGAGCCCGGCUCACCCAGAAGCUGUAUGGAGAGAUGGCCGCCUGUCUGUGUGACCUCCGCUCCCUCUGCAACAUCCUCACCCAGCGGGCUCAAGGUCAUGACCCAAACCUCUCAAUGCUGCUCGGCAUUGCCUCAGCUCCCCCUGCAGGAGAGCAGUGGCAGGACUGGCUGAGCCCCGAGGGGCUGCAGAAGAAGCUGCAGGAAGCUCAGCAGCUCCGUCGAGACGUCGAGGAACUGAGAACCAUAGUCUCUGACCGCUACGCUCAGGAUAUGGGAGAAAACUGCAUCACUCAGUGAGCUCAGACAGUACGGCUUGUGCUCACUGAGGGUAACUCCACAUCACGAGUGCCUUUAAACACACUACAAUCCACUACAAGCCUUCUUCUUGAACGAUCAGCAACACUAAGGACACUGUAAUCUCGCAAACCAGAAGGCUAUUUUUAUACACAAGGUUUCAUAAGAUUUUGCUGACUUUGUGUGCAGUGGAAAAAUAAUUAUUUAAUUUAAACCUUUCCAUGUAUUUGGGAACGUCUGUGAUUGAAGUUGACAAUCAACUGAAAAAAUUUAAAUCUUUUAACAUGCUGUGUUUUUUUACAAUGGCAACAAAGCCUGUGAAGCAGGUGACACUCGGUUGUGUGUAAUAAGAAGACAUUAACUGCAAUCCAUCAUGUGGUCUUACAGUAAAUAGAACGUACCACAUUAAACACACAAUCUAAGGCCGAAGAAAAAUAUUUGGCCAUCUCUGGCUGUUUAAAAUUACACCAGCAGAUCAUAUGUGUAUAAAAUUGGAGAACAGACAUUCCAUAAUAGUAUAUAACAACCAAAGUUCAAUGUGAUCAAAGACAGACCUGUCAGAACAGUUUCCAUAAUGCUGUAAAGAGUCGUGGUGUACACAGUAUUAUGCAGACCAAUAAAUAGGGACAAUUUAAAGCAAGAGGGGGCUGUAAACAUAAUGUUAAAUUCUGGUUGUCUGUUAAAUAAUAUAAAAACAAGUUAAUAGAAUGCCAGUAGUUAGACCUCUUCCUGGUGAUACAUAUAAGAAUUCUGCAAACAUAUGUUCAUGUGACGUUUAAGUUUAGGAUCAAUUAAUUGCAGCUAUGUUAUAAGUAUCGUAUUAUCAAAGGUGUCUCAAGAAUCUCACAACAUUAAUAACUGUCUGGUUCAUAAUUAGUUUUAUCAGCUGUAAAAAUAGCCACACCUUUGAGUCAACACAUCAGAGGAAACCAACUGUUGAAGCAAAUAUUGUAUUCGUGCAUGUCAUCAUUAGAGCAGGUGCCUUGCGUUCAGGGAAGUGACCUGUAUUUGCUGCACAAGGAGUCAAUGUAAACACUAAAUGUCUUUCUCUACUGUAACGUGCGACUACCAAGGUAUUGGGAUUCUAUUACAAAAAGGGACCAUAUAUUGUGGGGAAUCUUGCGAGGUAAAUUGUUAUAUUUUGGUCUAAAAACUUCACUAACACGUGUGAAUGUAAUUUGAUGGUGCACCAUAAUGUUUUUUAUAUUGUAAGAUCUUUUUUCAGGUUAACCACAAAACCAUCCAGGCAAACCUUAUAUGGCAAAAAACUUUAUAUAAGUUAAACAACACUAAAUGUGACUAUAUUUAUAUGUUUGUCUUAAGCUGUUUCAGUUUUUUAGAAAUAAAGCUUUGUAUUUCAUAUGUAA